Molecule: messenger RNA, 7991 nt
Organism: Biomphalaria glabrata
Lineage: Eukaryota; Metazoa; Mollusca; Gastropoda; Planorbidae
Product: dentin sialophosphoprotein-like
Exons: 2
Coding region: 472-3516 (1014 amino acids)
Source: RefSeq, a predicted model, not a curated record
ACUCGAUUCUGUAGCUUUUGGCUCUUUAGAGCAAUGAAUUCUAGCUAGAUAGAAAUGCCAGGUCACAGCAUUGAAUUUGGAGUCACGUGUGUCUGUCGAGUGCGUGUAGUUGAGGGAUCAUAUUGUGAAUGAGUAGUUGUAAACACGUGUGUCAAACCGUGAGUCACCAUCUUGUUUCUGUAACCCCGACCCCCUUUCUACUUGCUGACCUGACAAUUUGCGGCCACUUCACGCAUACAACUAACCCGUGACAGUUUUUAAGUAGCAGGACAGUCGACCUCUGCGAUACGCUUCUCACGGAAUGUGUCAGUGUGAAUUCAUGUGGACUAAAUGUUUCUCUGGUUUGAAAAAACAUUAAAAGUCUUUUGAACAAUAGUGAAUAUAUAAAAGACAAACAUUUAUAGCAAGACAAUAUUAUCGAUUGAAUAGUAAUUGAAGAAAUAACAACGGCUAUAAUCCAGCAAGAGAGGAAUGGGGAAUCUUUGCUCGUCCGGCGCUGAGAGAUCUGAAAAGAAAGAGGAAAACCAAUUACCAGAUAAACCCCAGGACGGAGAGGAUGAGGCGCUGCUGCCCAAGGGCGAAGCUGCCGUGGAGCUGAACGCUGAUGGAGUUCAAGUGUCAUCAUCUGGCGGAGAUGGCGGCGGAUUAGGCGAGGCGUUGGGUGCAGCGCUAAGCCAGGGGAAGGCUGACGUGUCCGCAUCCAUUGAAACUGAAGCUCAUCAAUUCUCUUCCGAAGGACAGAGCGCCUUUACUAGAGUCGUGCAGUCUGGCAAAGAAAAUGUUGAGACAGGGAUUCAGCAAGUCAACCUUAGUGCAGACUCCGCCGCAAGUAGUGCAGCCACCAUAGGUAACAAUGUCGUUGAAGACGUCCAGUCAGCGGUAGAAGAGACAGUUACAAGCGCCAAAGCUGCCACGCAAGACGCUGCUGCUGAAGCAGUGAACAAUGUGCAAGAGAAAAUAGAGAACAUUGCUCUGCAGGCACGCCAGCAAGCUUCCAGUGUAUCAGAAAACGUGUCCUCAACUAUCUCCACUCUAACAUCUGCAGCUGUAAGUGGCGCACAAUCUGCUAAGGAGGAGACUCAGAACGUUAGUCAGUCGAUUGAAGCUGCAGGAACUGAAACCUCAAAUCAGGUACUUUCAAACGCAAACGACACUGUCAGUGCAAUAGAUGAAGUUAAUAAGGAUAUAGAAUCAAAUGCUCAAUCUAACUUUGAGACUCUACAAUGCACAGGAACUUCUCUUGUGAAUGACACCAAUGACUCCUUAGACGCUGGUGCCGAACAAGUUUUUACUUUGCAAUCAGAAGCAGAGAAAAGUCUUCAGGAUGACAUCCUAGAUAAAUUCGAGGAGCUGAAAUCAUCCACUUUAAACACCGUGGAAAGCUUCCAGAAAUCAGCUGACGAAAAAUUGACCGAGACCGUUGAUAAUGCUCAACAAUCAGCAUCUGCAACUGCAGGCGAUCUUAUUAGCCAAGUUGAACAGUCUACAGAAGCAAUAAGCCAGCAAGCUUUUGAUGCGUCUGAAAAUGUUAACAACGAAGUGAUUGAGUCGGCGCAAUCUGUUUCUGACAGUGUGGUGAAUGUUGAAGCCGAUAUUCAAGAGUCCGGAUCCAACACUCUUUCAGCUGCUGUUGAUGCCGCUGAUGAUGCCUCCACCGAAGCUCAGGGCUUUGUUUCUGACAGCUGUCAACUGUUAAACGAAACUUCACAAUCUGCUAGUGAAACUGUGUCACAAGCUGAAAACGUCUUAGCCGAGGACCAGCAGCUGUUGAAAGAUGAGGCAUCACAGGCAGUUACUAAUGCUGUAGACGCUACAGUAUCAACUGCGGAAGAUGUUGAGAGGGAAGCUGCCAGUGCUAUCAGCGUAGUUUCUGAGAAUGCUACGGAUUUUACUGAAGCUUCUACUGCGGUCCAAGAGAAAGAAGAAUCUACCACACAAGAGUGCACUGAAUCAAAUACAGCCAGCUCUGGUAUCCUCGACAAUUUAAGCGCCACCGUACAAAACGUCUUACAAUCUGGAGCUAAUAUUGUCCAAGAGAAUAUUGUAGAGAAGUUAAUUGGUAAUAGAGAUGAAGCAGCUAAUGAUGAAAGCUUAGAUAUUAAUCCUGCUGAUGUAGAGGUUAGAAAAGAAGAUAGUAUAAAUGAGCCAACAUUUCUUGAAAAGGCGAAAUCUCUCUUGGAGGCUCAUAGAAACUCAUUGGAUGAGACCAAAACUGUUAGCUUGAUGAACGAAACAGAGAAUAUAAGUGGUAAAGAUGAAAUGGAAGAGGCUGUCAGAGACGUAGUUGAAGGUGUUGUAAAAGAGGUCGAAAGUUCAGCCUCAGCCCAGAAUUCUGAUGAUGUUGAAAGUGUUGAACCUACACAACAACCUGAGAAUAUUGACGAACAAGAAAGCUCAGAAGCUACCGAAGCAGCCCAAGAAGCCACUGCAAGGGACUUUGUCGAAUCUAUUAUUGAAAAAGCCACGAGCCUUGUCGCAGAGUCUUUUAACAAACAAGAUGAUGAGACAGAGGAAGAAGUAUCCACCUCCUCAGAAGUCAGCGUGGAAAGAGGAGAAGAGACCAUGGAGCCGAAAAAGAGGGGUGUCAUGUUCGUGUCCCCUCAGUUGUCCGAGCAGUCCUCUCUACAGCUCUCUUCGCCACCAGAGUUAUCUCCUCCCGCUGUAGAUGAUCUCACUCCGCCUAGCGACAGUACAAACAGCAGCGGGUCCCAGAAUGAAAGCGUCGACAAAGAUGAGCUUUUUAGCUCCCCAGUAUCGGCGCCCACCAUCAUCUUCAACGAGAACAACAACAACAACAACGUAUUGAACAACAAUACUGAAGAAGAGGAUGAGUCCUUUCAGCGGGUCGCCAUGGAGGUCACCACAAAGGCUGUACAGGAUGCCAUCAAGAUUGUCACGGAGAACGGAACUGGCACGUUCCUAACCAACCCAGCUCUGAGUAACGAUAUCGGCGUCAGCUCACCGUCCAGUCCUGAAAACGACGAAGAAGAGAUGACCACCACGGACUCCAGCCAGGUGGAGCGUGGAAGUCCCGUCUCUGAUAUCACCGACACCUCUGCUCAGGGCAGCGUUUCUGAGUCUUUGUCCAGCUACGACCCCGGUGCUGUCUUCCGCCAGGACGUCGCAAACCUCGCCGACCUGGUCACCUCCCCGAUCGACAACAUCUCUCCAGCCGAGAGCACAUCGGCGGAUUUCCCUGCAGCCCCUCUGAACGCCGCAACCUACAACGAUCUCAUAAACUUUGAGGAGUCUUCCUCCUCCCAAGCCAAUACCCCAACCAACGCCGCUGUUAACAAUACCUGCCCUCUGCCUCUGGAUGAUAACGAAGACCAGAUCAGCAACGACGCCGACCCCUUACUGCCCCUUCCCUCCGAAGUGCCUUCCUCCCUGUCUUUUGACGACUUCAACUCCUCCCCUGGCAAACCCACCAUUGUCAUCAACUCCCCCGACAGCGCCCACCACACCAACGGUUCUGCAGAGGACCUUACGACGUCACAGUCCGAAGCCCUUAUUUAGAACCUCAUCAACUUUCUAAACUAAGAAAAAAAUAUAUAUUUACAUAUUUUACUAUACAUAUAUUUCUAUACACUAACAGUAUACUGUUGCCCGUUAACCAAUAGCAUUAACGUAUUCGCAUGUCAUGGUCGCUCCUCAAGAACAAACGCUGGAACCUCUCGUUGAGUAGCUCUAUGUUAGAGCCUGUAGUGUACAACAAAGACGUUUUCCUUUGUAUCGAAUGGACUAACUUAACAUAUGUUGUGAAUGUAAGAACAAACUAUUCACAAUGGAAUGGAUUGCUAGAAUGUGAAGCAUUAGAAGCUGUCGACUUUGUCAAUAGUUAUACAAGGCAAUGCCAAGGAGUACCGAACUACCAUCCAACAUUAUUACAUACUUACAUCUAGUUUAUACUAACAAGUGGUUCCUUUAAGAGACGGGUCCAAGAAACUGUAUGAUGAACUUGUAGCUUGUACAGUUCUAGAAAAUAGACGUGAAUUGCUUUUAGUAUUCUAGUGUCUAACACUGCCUACACGGAAAGGAUAAACUAAAGGUAGCCAUGGUAACAGAAGACCAUCCAGCAAGGCCAGGACUGACUGUUCCCGUAUUGUUGUUGAAAUAGGUGUUCAUGUUAAGUCAUGUGUUGUUGUAUAUGUCAUGUCAUCUAGUCCUUUUAUGUCUACUUUGUACUGAAGCUCAUUUUGACUUUAUAUAUAAAUAUAUAUAUAUAUUAUUUUUUAAAUAGUAUUUUUUUAUGUUUUUAAAAUGAUUUCCUUGUUUUAAUUUGAUUCAGAAUUAUUAUUAACAAAAAAAAAAAAAAAAAAAAAUUUGAGUUAAAAAAACGUAUAACAGUUUGAUGCAGAGUGAUUAGAGAGAACAUUUUGAGUGGAUUUUGUCCUGGGUGCCCAACCGUCGCCCCGCGGCGCAUAUGUCCUCUUCUGCCAACAAUGGAUAAUGAAGCCACAGAGGCUCACUUUCAGGGAAAUAUUUAAGCGGCCCAUGACACAGGUGUUGGAAAUUUAUUUAGGUGCCGUGAGGUGGUGCUAUUGCAGACCUUUCGAGAAAAUUGGGUGGCCGUGUUGUUAGCGCUUGGGACUGUCGUCUUGAUGGUCCCGAGUCCGAACCUUGCUCGCCGUCACCCAUUGCCGUCCUGUUUGAGGUCUGGGAUUGGACGUAAAGAAUCUUUAAAUCUGAAGUCACGUCUUCAAGUUUCAAACUUACUAUUAUGAGUAGAAUGUUAAGGGGAGAGAACAAAUGAAAUGUAUUUUCUUUUGUUUAACUAAUGUCGGUCCUUACAGCACCAGCAAAUAUUGACUAGCAAAUGUAUAUAUAUUUGAACUUUGAUAUUGAGUUUUAUUUCGGAAAGUGUGUGUUGCUCUAAAAAAACAGAUUAUGUUCUUGUAUUAUUCAUUUGUAUGACGAACAAUUUUCAUUUGGUUUUCUGAUUUUCUUUGGAUUAUGACGAAAGGGCGUUUAGUUAUUUGCACUUUAUAUAUUUGCCAGUAUUAUAUGUAUUAUACGCUGCUUCUUUUUUGUAUAACAACUAACAUACAAAUUAACAAGAAAAAAUAUGUAUUAUAAUUUCUUUUUUAAACUUCGGAAAUGCUAUAAAAAUAUACUUAUGUAAUUUAAAAAAAAAUAGGACAAAUAGUCCUUUUUUUUCUUUUUUUUUCUUUUGGAAAUGCCAUAACAGUAUGCUUUUGUAAUUUAGGAAAAAUAUAUAGUAAACAAUUAUAUUAAAAUAUAUUUUCAAAAAUGUAAUUUUUCAGUUGACCAUGUGCAAUAUUGUCUAAAGCCAGAACGAGUUGAUAGGUUUUGUACAGUUCAUAUUUUUGUCUAUUUUUUAUUGUCUGUUUGAAUUGCUAUGUUUUAUAGAGAGCAAUUAGGUGUGUAUAUAUUUUAAUUAUUUAAGUUUUAAGUGCAAAGUAAUGAAUUUAGGGAGGCACGAUGUCGUUUAUGCUGGUACAUUUAGAUCAGUGUAGACAGUGCCAGUGUAGUGAUAGCUACCUAUUGACUAACGUCGUUUUUUACCUGCCAUAAAAACGCCUUCAAACUAUGUUGUCGUAAUUGCAAAACGUUGGACACUAAACUGUAAGGUUACCGCACUUGCUUUAUACACACUUCUUUGAAACACUCUUCUUGUGUAAUUAUGAUUGUACAAUAUUGUGAAAUAUUUUUGGAGAAAUUUUAAAUAACUAAAUACCGGUACUACUAAUUAAAAAAAAAAAAUAAAAAAUUCCCCUCUUAACUGCUGAUAGCCAAAUCUAGUUUGUUUUGAAAUUCCUAUCACGUGUAUAUUAACACUGUCGAGUAAAAUAGCUCUAAUGGUGUUUCUAUUUUAAUCCAAAAUAAAUUAUUUCAAUAAUAAAUUUUGACAUACCGGUAGUAUUUGAGUCGAAUCCUUUUUUUUUUUCCAUUUAUAGUUCAAUUAGCUGAUAAGUUUGCUGAAUACAGGGGAUUGUCAAGUAAAGAUAGUCACAGGAAUCUGCUCCUUGGUGACGUGUUGUUGUUUUUACGUUAAGCAUUUCAAUACGUACAGUAAGAGAGACAAAGAAGAGAAAGAGAAAAUGGGCAAUAGGGGGGCGAUGUAAUGGAGCAUAAACAAUUUAAGAUAGUGAAAAGGGGAAACUUUGUGAGAGGUUUUGAAUAUUAAAAGUCUUAGAAUCAAUUAUUAGUAUGCUAUUUUGAAAUUUUGCUGGUGCCAGCAAAGUAAUACACAUGACUUUGUGUUACAAGCAUUGAUCUUCAAAUUAGGAUUUGGCAGUGCUAGGAAGUACACAAUAUUGUUGACACUAGUGUAAUCAAUACUUUCUUUUUCUCUAUCGGUACACGGAAUGCAUCAUAGACUCGAAUUUAGACACGUAAUUAAAAUGGCUCCGGUAAAGUCGAGUGUACCGGUAUUAUAAAAUCAUGACAAUAAUAAUGUGCAAUAUUAGUUUUUAAAUUUAGUUGAGUCUACUAUUUGAUGUGAAUUCUGCUGCUAAAUCAUUUGUUAGUUCAAUGUAGUUUGUUCUAAAAUAACACUAUGUUUCUCUUUCUCUAACAGUUUCCCUCUGUUUUUUUUUUACCUGCAAAAAUUUGUAUUUUUCUGAAAUUGUUUGUUCUUUACGAUUGUCCUUAUAACCAAGCGUUCAAUAAAACAUACUUGUAUAUUUGCUCUAUCUUGCCUUUCUGAGUUGUUGUCAAAUUAAUAGCAGAUAUAUAGAGUUAUAGAUCGACUUCCUCACCCCAAUAAUCCAUCUCUCUCUCUCACUCUCUCUCCCUCUCCCCACCCCCCCCCCUCUCUCUCUCUCUCUCUCUCUCUCUCUGUCUCUCUCUCUCUCUCUCAUAGACAAACAUGUCACUGAUUUUAUUUCGACAUCUUUCCCCUGUACAUACUUGAAGUGCCGGUACUGUAGUUAGUGUACCGUACCUGACAAUGUCUAAGAGAAUCAACAAUGAAAAUUUCAUAUAUUCUUGCAUUCUAUAGAUUUAAUGAUCAAAUGGCUAAAACUUUAUGCAGAGUUACAAAGAGCUUAAAGUCUCCUGUUUAAAUCUCAAUGUUAGGACUGCAAGUUUUGCUUUAAAAAUCACAGCCAUUGAAUGUCGACCCUGGGAAGGUACUGGGCUUUGUCCGGGAGGUGGGGGUUGUCUGCGAAGGUUUGAUUUGUGAUAGGGCAAAGAAAUUGUGAACAUGUAAUAUUUACAACAUACUUUUUAUUAAAUUAAUAAAUUAUUACUAUCUAAACUGUGAAUAGACCUUGGUUUUAAUGAUUUAAGUGAAUAAAUUUAGCUCUUGUGAUACUAAGGGAGAAUAACUCCUGAGGGAUUACUGGCACUACAUGCCCUAAAUUGUGCCGAAGUGCCAAAAAAACCAAGAUACAAAUACGCAGAAAAAAGAAGAGAAAGCAAUAUGCAGUAAGUAAGGGCGAUAAAAUGGAUCCUAGAAAAUAUGCUAGAUGAUUAAAAGAGGAAGCUCGGAGGAGAUUUUCAACUAAAUAUCAGUAGAGAAAUUAUUGAAAGCUAACUAAAUUAAAAAAAAAGAAACUGCACUUUUUGAGUUGGAAACGUAAGAAUUUGGAAACUUGAUUCUGCAGUGCACAAAGUUUUCGAUCCCCUCAGAAGUUUUGAAAUACAUAGCUUAAUAUUAGACAGGAGACAUCGAAGACUUACCCCAUUGUGAAAAGCUCCAGGAACAUUAUACUGGCUUUAAAAACGGCAUCUUUAGAAAUAGAUUGUCUUAGCAAACUAACAUGAAUAUAUGUCAGCAAUAUCGUGUAGAUCUGGAAGGGUAAAUAUUCUUUCCAAUGUAUCAGAUAAAUAACGCAUGUUGUUAGUGUGACGUUUGCCCUGAUUGCAUUGACAGCAUACGCAAUAGGCGACUUCUUACCAUGAAUUACAAAGAAAACAAUAUAUGUGAACUUUAAUUCUAAAUAAUAGUAAAAACUUUUAACCAUUGGUAACAAUUAACGAAUCUUAUUGAAUAGUUUCGAUCGCAUUAAAUUGUAUACUUAUUC